Molecule: messenger RNA, 846 nt
Organism: Monoraphidium neglectum
Lineage: Eukaryota; Viridiplantae; Chlorophyta; Chlorophyceae; Sphaeropleales; Selenastraceae
Product: aldose 1-epimerase
Exons: 9
Coding region: 1-846 (281 amino acids)
Biological process (GO): carbohydrate metabolic process
Molecular function (GO): isomerase activity; carbohydrate binding
Source: RefSeq, a predicted model, not a curated record
AUGGCGAACGUCGUGAAGGACGACGGCAACGGGCUGGACAAGGUGGUAUUGAAGACGCCCAAUGGGGCUUCUGCGGAGGUGUACCGUCACGGAGCGCACCUCACAUCCUUCAAGACCGCAUCUGGCAAGGAUGUGCUCUUUGUGAGCAAGCAGGCUGUGUUCAAGCCGCCCAAGGCCAUCAGGGGCGGCGUGCCUGUGUGCUUCCCGCAAUUCGGCCAGCUGGGUCCCCUGGGACAGCACGGCUUCGCACGUAACGCUGCGUUCGAGGUCGUGGGCAGCGGCGACAACAGCGUCACACUCGAGCUGGCGGCUAGCGGGAAGGAGGAUGAGCGCUAUCCUCAUCCCUUCCAGCUGCGGGUCACCGUGACCCUGGCGGAUGAAAGCCUCACGCAGAAGCUGACGGCAAUCAAUACAGGCAGCUCACCUAUCGCGUUCACGUGCGCACUGCACACCUACUUCACCGCGUCGGCGAUCGACAAGGUGCGCGUGGAGGGUCUGGACGGCGUGGGCUUCACAGACAGCCUGCAGGGCGGCAAGCCGCUGACGCAGGAGGGGCCCGUGGUGUUUGACCAGGAGGUUGACCGCGUGUACAUCGGUACGCCAGGCAGCAUCAAGAUCUUCGACGAUGGCGCGGGCAGCUGCGUUGAGAUUGUGAAGGAGGGCUUCCCUGACGCUGUGGUGUGGAACCCUUGGGUCGAGAAAUCAAAAGCCAUGGGGGACUUUGGCGACGAUGAGUACCAGGUGAUGCUUUGCAUAGAGCCUGCGGUGGCGGGCAGCGGCGCAGUAACGCUGCAGCCUGGCAAGACCUGGAACGGGACACAGACACUCACACUUUCAAACGUUUAG